Messenger RNA from Clupea harengus (Atlantic herring), 3232 nucleotides. Its product is annotated as hyccin 2. Gene Ontology annotation, biological process: protein localization to plasma membrane; phosphatidylinositol phosphate biosynthetic process. Lineage: Eukaryota; Metazoa; Chordata; Actinopteri; Clupeiformes; Clupeidae. The record is from RefSeq and is a predicted model, not a curated record. Gene Ontology annotation, cellular component: plasma membrane.
ACAUUGCUGACAACACCCUUGUCUUUGGAUAUUAAAACGUCCUUGUGAUCGAGUGGUUACGAUAACAGGAUGAUGUGGGGGGGAUACUAUCGCUGUACCAAAUUGCUGGUAUUGCUAACCAGUGAGACAGCGCUUAUGGGAGCUCGAGCUUCGUCGGGUCACCUGUUUACCUGACCAAUUGAGUUCCUCUCACCGAGCUCUCGUCGUGACUAUCCAAUAGCGGCGCAGUGCGCACGGCAGCCAGGCAGCAAGUUGGCAGGAAGAGAGAUGUCAACACUGAAAGGAGAGCUGUGAAAUGACUUUAUGUGGGCCUGGAGAGAGCUGCAAUGUCUGUAUAAUUGCGUGAAUCGUGCUUUAGAGGAAUGCUUUGCUUGGCCGUGGCGAUUGUCGUGGUAUGGAUAAUAUCGCUUAGAGCUGUCCGUACUGCUGUCCAAAUUGUAGGUUCGUUCAAGGACUCCAGCGAUAGCCGCAGGAAUAGCUCGCUCACACCAGCGCUCUGUUAGCAUUCCUGCAGCAUUGGGAGGUCACAUCGCACGGGGCAGUUGUAUAAUCUGCAAGGGCCUGCACACGUCUCACUCCAGGACAUCAUUGUGUGCCACCAGUAGGUUUGCAGUAGUGGCUGUCAGCGGCUGACCCGUGUGAGACCGCAGCCAUGGAAAAGCAGCCUUUUCUCCCAGUGGACAACUAAAGUCAACCACAGAGUGAGGUAAGAUGGGGUGGAACAUGCUCCAAACAGAGCGCGGUGUGGUGGCGGAAUGGCUCUCCGAGUUCAAGGCAUUACCUGAUGUCCAUAUCCCCCGGUAUGCUGGUAGUCUCCAUCUGAAGAGAGCCCUGGUUCCAGCGCUCUACAGGGUGAUCCAGGCUCACCCCAGCAGUGAGCUGUUGGCUCCGGUGUGUCACCAGUUGUUUGAGCUGUACCGCACCUCAGAGGACCGCCUGCGUCGCUUCACUUUGCAGUUCUUGCCAGAGCUCAUUAGUGUGUACCUCUGCCAUGCCACCAGCAGGGGGCGAUACAACACGGGCUGCAUCGAGGCACUGCUCCUGGGCAUCUACAACCUGGAGAUUGUGGAUAAAGAGGGUAACAGUAAGAUCCUCUCCUUCACCAUCCCCUCCCUUUCAAAGCCUUCCAUUUACCAUGAGCCAUCCAGCCUGGGCUCCAUGGCUCUGACUGAGGGAGCUCUGUGUCAGCAUGACCUGCUCAGGGUGGUCUACAGCGGCCUCCACCCCCAAAGAGAGACCUUCACCUCCCAGAACAGGUUUGAGGUGCUGUGCCAUCUCAUGCUGUGCUACAACUCGGCCGUGGUCUUCAUGCCAGCCUCCUCCCACCAAUCAGCUUGCAUGAUGAGCUCGAGGCUGUGUGUGUGCGGCUAUCCCCGGCAGCAGCUGAAGGCUUGGAGGGAGCCAUGUCAACGCGUGCGGCUGGAUCAAGAAUUCAUGGUGCAGAUGCUGACUGCUGUGUACCAUGCCAUUUAUAAUGGUGAAUGGGACCUGGGAAACGAGGCCCUGCUCGACAUUAUGUACCGAUCCCAGCUGGAGCUCUACGCCAGACCUCUACUGCUGUCUAACUCGAUGAAGCGUUCGUUGCCACUUCAGCCUCCAGACGGUUCCCGGAAGCUUCUGCCGGUGGAAGUUACCCCCACAGGGAGGCGUAUCUCUCACACGGCCGUGACGGCGGCCUCCAUUCGCCGACUCCGAUGGAAGAGAGAGGGUACGGAUGCAGAUGGUGUGAGCGGUGGUGAAGACUCCUUUGACCCAGACGAAGGUUUCUCCUCAGGGGCGUCAAGCAGCAGCCAGCCCAGCGUGAAGAAGGACGCAGCGGGUGCCACUCCUCGCCCGUCCCGGGAGCGCGAGGGCCCCACUGGGAGGCUGCGCGACCUGGCUGCUGACACCAGGGCGGCGCUACGCCGCCUCCACCAGCGGCACCAGUCCCCUCCUCCUCUGGCCCUGGCCCCCAUCCUCCACUCACCUCGCACCCCGGAACCCAGCCCUCCACAGCAGUACCUGGACCCCCGUUAUGUACCCGCUUUUGGGUUGCCGCUCAUCCGGACUGCCAGCACCUCAUCCAGCAAAUCGCUGGACUGCGGGGGCUUCAACGGCUCAACGGGCCCCAGCGCGUCCCUGGGGAGCCUGAGCGCGGCCGACCGCCCCCACUGCCUGUCGGCCAUCAGUCUGCAGGAGGACAGGCUGAGCGGGGGGACCAGGAGCCAGGGCCGACGCUCCCCAGGGAGCCCCUUCUCCUCUGCAAGCCCCCUCUCAAAAGAGUCCCGGUCCCGGUCCUCGAGCUUCAACAUGCAAAUCAUAUCACAAGUGUAGUGGAGCUAAGGACAUUGUGGGGACUCUGUGUUUGGGUGUUUGUUUGUUUGUGUGUGUGUGUGUGUUUGCGUGGGUUUGUGUGUGUGUCUGCGUGUGUUUGUGUGUGUGUGUGUGUGUGUGGCUGUGCGUUCCUGUGUGUAUGGACAGGUGCAUGUAUAAUAGCAUGUAUCACUGUGAUCUCUGCUUGUGGUACGUGUGUGUGUUUGUAAUUGUAUGUGUGAGUGCUUGUGUGCAUAAGUACAUUGUAUGAGUGUGUGUAUCUGCGUUCUCUGUGCAUGUGAAUCAGCAUGUUUUGCCAUGUUGCGUACAGUCUACGCUAUUGGCUAACACAAUUAUGCAUCAGCUUACUUGUGGAGAAAAUGUUUUUGCUCAAUGUCACCCACUUGUGGACCUUGUGAAUGUGCACCUGGAAUGAAAUGAUCUUUUUUGUGCCAUAAUAUCAUGGUGUUCGGCGUGCUGUUACUACACCUGCUGUCAUUGCUCCUGUCUGGACAAUCAGUUGGAAGAGCGACAAUCACGUCAGCCGAGUGACAGGGUUUGAACAGGGAGUGGUUGCUACUGUAUAGAAAUCCAAAGAGUUUGUGUUCUUCUGCUGAUUGCAUAUAAGCAAAGCUGCUUCCAGAACCACGGAUAGAGCUCAUACUUGUUGCCUGUGCUCUUGAUGUACUAUAGAUUAAUGUGAACAGUCAGUCACACUGUUCGAAUGAGAGCGUGCAAGAUAAAUACUUUGUGAUGUAUACAUGUUCUUUCUCACUGAUGCUGUACAUUGGAACAAAUUUAUAUUUUAAAGUGUGUACAUUUGUGUAAAUGAUUAUUGUACAAUAGAAGGACAGAGAAAUAAAAAAAGUCUAUCUAUAUUGCCUGUACAGAGAUGACAUAUCUAUUAUUGUUGAAUAAAUAUUGUGCUGUUAAUGGAAAA